AUGUCUCAGCCCAACGCUCACAAAACGAAGAAGCGGAAGCACCGCGACGCCCCCGCUGCUGCCGACGCGGGCGCUGCACCGUCCCCACCCGCGAAGCGGCCGAAGAAAGACAAGAGGGCGAAGGAGCCCGCGAAGCCGCAGCCGAAGCCGAAGCAGGACAAGGGCAAGGGCCGCGCCACGGACGACACGUUCCGCGUCGUGCGCACCGCGCUCACCGUCGCCGUCCCGCCCGCGUUCAAACACCUGCGCGACGGGGUGGAGGAGAUGCUCGACUCGAUGCUCAUGAGGUACAUCCCGUCGCUGCAGGGCGUGGUGCUCGCGCACAACCGGCUGGAGUUUCUGGACAGGACGGCGACGAUCAAGGCGGAGUGUCCGUUUGCGAACUGCCGGGUUGCGUUCGACGCUACGGUGUGGAGUCCGCAGGUCGGCAUGAAGUUGUCUGGUAGAAUCAAUCUAUGCUCCCCCGACCAUGUCUCCCUGCUCGUGCACCGGACGUUCAACGUCUCGAUACCGCGACAUCACAUACGGACGGACCAGUACGAAUUCGAGUACGGUCCGGCGGAGAACGAUCCCGAGCACGGUGUCGUACAACAAGAGGGCGAGGCGGGUGCCGAGGAGCAGGUGGACAGCGGCGGGCGGUGGGUGCACCACCUCACCGGGGAGAAGCUCGGAGGGGAGAAAGGCGUCCUCGAGUUCACGGUCGUAGGGAUGACGAUCGCGAACCAGAUGGUCUCGCUCGUUGGCUCGAUACAGCCCGACCCGUUCUCACCCGACCAUGUCCCCCGCCCGACGACAUCGACGGCGACCACGGUCGCGAAACGCAUAGAGGGCGCUGGGCGGACGGAGUCGACGGGCAUCAGCGAGCGCGAGGUCGACGCGCUGAUUGAAGACGACGACAGCGAUGAGGAGGAUAUGUUCCAGAAACUUGGUAGGCGGGCGGACGAGGCACAGCGAUUGGCAUUGGCGAAGGAGGAGCAGGGGGCGAAGGAGAAGAAGCGAAAACGAAAGGAGGGGAAGGUGAAGGGCAAGGCAGACGAGCCGACGAAAGAGAGAGGUAAGAAGAAAAGGAAGAGCAUGGUAUCUGCAUAG
Epithele typhae is the source of this 1089-nucleotide messenger RNA. RefSeq lists its product as uncharacterized. The coding region runs from base 1 to 1089 and encodes 362 amino acids. Gene Ontology annotation, cellular component: RNA polymerase I complex. Gene Ontology annotation, biological process: DNA-templated transcription initiation. The transcript is spliced from 4 exons. The record is from RefSeq and is a predicted model, not a curated record. NCBI's taxonomy places the organism in Eukaryota, Fungi, Basidiomycota, Agaricomycetes, Polyporales, Epitheliaceae.